This is a messenger RNA of Cladophialophora carrionii CBS 160.54, 4968 nucleotides long. RefSeq lists its product as uncharacterized. The transcript is spliced from 2 exons. Gene Ontology annotation, biological process: carbohydrate metabolic process. The coding region runs from base 1 to 4968 and encodes 1655 amino acids. The record is from RefSeq and is a predicted model, not a curated record. NCBI's taxonomy places the organism in Eukaryota, Fungi, Ascomycota, Eurotiomycetes, Chaetothyriales, Herpotrichiellaceae.
AUGGGCUUUAGCAGUCGCCGCCCAGUUCUGCCUGCACCGACCGAGUCUCUUGUAGACGGAUCCGCCGACGAAGCUGGUCCUGCCACAGACAUUGACCUGGGCACCGAUCUGUCUCGACGAAGCGAAAAGACGUCCCAAACCAUCCCCGACGACGGAAGCCCCAUCACCAUCACCACCGCUCCGAAGCACAAGUCCGGAAAACUAUCCAAGUCCGGCCACCAGUCUCAAACCUCGCUGCUGAUAGAGUAUUUUGAAGGGAGUAAGAGCUCGGAAGGUGGACAGCGGCGGCCCAGCCUACGAGUGCGCUAUACACCAUCUCACUCUCGGAAGAAUAAAGAGAAAGGGGACGGGCAUAUUCUGGUCACUGAGUCGCCAACAGCGAGGCGGCCUUCACUCAGUCAUCAUAUACCUCUUGGUGGAAACGACACACUUGCGCAAAACGUCAUUGAAGGUAGCAUCAGUUCGCUGGAUACUGCCGACGACUUCAGACCCUCUGUUCCAGUUGAAAUCGAAGUUUUGCAGCACGACGAUAGCGAUCGGUCCGUUCUCAGCCCACCUCCCGAGACCAGGUCGAUCAUCCCUGAGUCGGACAUCUCGUCUAUGCCGGCAGAGAGUUCGUUGGGACCCAGCACCUCUUUGAACAUGGCUCCAACAAGUGUGAGCAUCGGCCGAGGCCCGUCUGCCGAUGGUGCCUCUCUGAAGCCACCCAUGAUGCCCACCGAGCGUAAUUUGAGCAAUGAACGCAUUACACAAAAAGUCAUCGAAAAACUGAACAACAAACCACGUGUGUCAAGCAGUGGAAAGCGCCACCACAGCAGCCACAGCGGGAGUAGAAGCACUGUGAGCAGAGAGCUUGAAUCAACCACUUCCGAGCCGCGCAUUCGGGUGACUAAGACGGUUGAUGAUGAUUCUUUACCCAGUGUCACUGGAUCCAGCCUGGUCAGCGGCUCUCACUUGUCCGCGGAUCCGCGUGGAGCAGACCAGCGAUCGGUACGCUCCGGUGCCUCAAACGUGUCGAUCACCAACAAUCCAAAACUCCUGCAAACGGUCGAAGAUGCAAUCCGACGGCUGAUCCUGCCAGAGCUUAACGAACUUCGACGGGAUCAAAAACACUCCCACCAUACCAGGCAUGAGAAAUACAGCAAUCCCUCUGAUAUCUCUUCCAGUUCCCUAUCGCGCGAGGAGAGGUCACGCCGAAAGUCGUCGGGCAGUAAGUCAAAGCGUCGAGUGAGUCGAGAAUCAGGGUCAGACUUGCCUUCAGAGUCCCGCCGGCAUCGGCGCCACAAAAUCACCGAAUACGACUCGCCUUCUGAGCAGAGCUACGAGCCAUCAGAGUCUCAUGACAGCAUCCGCGAGGAGAAGAGGUCGCACAGACACAAGAGCAGCCGUCCCCGCGAGGCCGUGGCUGCGGUCGUUGGUGGUGCCGCCUUGACGGCUGCCGCGCUCAAAUCGCACGAUUCUGGAUCUAGCCUUGAGCAUUCAGAGCAUCGUAGACGAAGAAGGAGCAAAAGUCGCAGCAGUCGUAGCGCAAGCCUUGCCGACAAAGAUGAUGCUUUCCAGAAGCAUCAGGUGCCUGCCAUGCCUUUUGUCAGCGAGAUCGGUACAGACCUCACGCGAAGUUCAUUGAAGUCCUCAAAUGAUGGACGUGCUGAGACACCGACACGACGAGAGGUGCGUGAGGUAAUACGCGGAUCCCCUCUGGAGCUUUCGUCACCAGCGUCGCAAACGACACCCACCGGCAAUGGAUUUGACCUGAAGAGAGGACUGGGCACGCACCAUGGCAACUUCUCAGAGCACGACUUGUCCGCUCAUGACCUGUCAUCCAGGAGAGACACUCUUGACGAGAGCACUCUGGAAAAGCCUCGCACUUCUGAAGAACUCGACUUCAGCACCCAUGGUUUUGCAGCCCUUACGGAUCCAGAACGGGCCCGCCAAUACGAGAGAAAUCUCCAUCAGCAACAUCCCAUCAGGAGAGGGCUUAGCCCAAUCCAGAGUGUGGCUAGCUAUGCAACGACAGAACCGAAUCGCAACUCUCUGAUGCAGCCGCGCAGCUCUGAAUCCUUGCAGCGGUCGCCCGGAAAGCAUUCUCGGCUUCAUGACCAAGUUUCUGUCUCUUCUCUUUCAUCGGCACCAAGCACUGAUCUUGCUGGGUCAAGGCGACGCCAAGGAAUGAGCCUGGAAAGCCGGAGUGAGGUCAUGGCACAACAUGCAGAGUCAAUCGAAAGCACUCCUCGACAGAUGGAUGCUCAAGCUGUGUUCGACGAGCAGCACCUGGAGAACGAGAGCUAUCGUGGCUCGCCGUAUAUAGACAAAGUCACAGCAGGGCAACAGGUCGUUGCGAGGGGGAUCGGGGCCACCGCUGAGUAUUUCGAGGUCCCAACAGGCGUGGAGUCGGCCGUUGCGUCCUUGAUUGAACCUUCUCUUCUCUCUGCGGAUCAUAGCUACUCACCGCGCCACAGUCAAGCAGGCUCGGUGGGCGCCCGCGAGGUUGCAAGCCCUUCCUCGUCCCAUCAUGGUUAUGUCUCCGGGCACAGUGGCAGUCCUCUCAAGCAAGAGAUCUCGCAUCGCAGCGAAAGUGCGCACGGUGAUCAUCAAGGCGCAACCGCUUUUGUAUCGUCACCGAUGCAGAGCCCUGCUCGCUCGCUUGAACAUGUCCAGCAGCAUCCCAACAAGGUCUCGCAGCCGGCUCCGCUGGCAACGGAGAAUGUGCCCAGCGGUCAGGUCGAACUCUCACCCGAAUCCGACAUUACCACGAAUCCAUCAAUUAUUCGAGGUCCAAUUGGCGGUCUCGCACCAGGCAGCACUGAACACUGGCCUUACGAUCCAACACCUCCACAUUCUCGAGCCAACCUGGUACUACCGCCUGUGAGCCGUGACCUAGGCUCAGCGGGGGCAGAUCUCAUUCCUGAGCCCUUGUCCACGAAUCGUGACCAUGACUUGGACGGGAAAAGAGAUCUGUACACGCAACGCAGGCCUCUGUCGACUCCAUUGGGCGCUGGGGAUGAAGGCUAUGAGACGGGUGCUAAUGUGCCAUCCCCGGGCCUCUACUCGCAGGGCCGAGGAAUUCGUGAGGAUGCGUACGCGUCAGAUAUUCCUCCUGACGACGCUGCCCUAGCCGACGAUCCUUUUACCACCCAACGAGGCCAAUAUGUCAGCGGUCUCUCCCAUGGAUUGUCGCCCAUGUAUGACAAUGCAACGGGUCAUGGCCGCGACAACAUCCACUCAAAAGAUAUUGUCGCUCUCAUGGAUCACCUGACCAUGCGGGACGCUCAGCGGAAUGCGAGAGACACUGAAAUCUUGGUUACCCUAGUCAGAAGUGCUGCCGAGAUGCGCAACUCAUUCGAAGACAUGAAGAAAUUCAUUGCCGAGCAAGGAGACAGCCUUGCGGAUACUUCCGAGAAGCAGCAUCAGCGGACACAGAAACUCAUCAGUGGUCCUCGACCACAGCCCGUCAGCCGCCCUACCUUGUCAGCCACAUCGGAGGACGACGUACCCGCGAAGCGACGCAACGUCUUCCAGCGCGCUCUUCGGGGCCUCGGCACUAAGAAUUCUGUCGACUUGCAGCACAUCGAAACCAUGCUCAUGCGGCUUCUGGACGAGGUGGAAGCCCUACGCACGCUCCAACCCACGGCGGCCGCCAGAGAGCCACCUAGAUCUACUAGCCUGACUUCUGCGGAUAAUGCUCGAGCAGCAACGGAGACAGGCUACGAACCGGAAGGUCAAGCAGGCACGUCGUCAACCGGUGAUCGAUCUGGGUUCUUCUCAAACAACUCGUCCCGGCAGGCCGACUACCGCAACUAUAGCACUCAUCGAGACUCGGCCAACCGUGUCAGCACAGUAAUGGAAGGAGACGAAGAGUAUGACGACUACGGAGACCAUCUGGGUAAUACCACCCCCGGAAACAGGCAGAACGUCAGUCAUACGCCGCUGGCGACACCACCGAGAAAUGCUGCAAACGUACAAGCCAGAGGAAGUUCGGUGCCGUUGAACACUCCGCCUCGGAUGCACGAUCAGAAUUUGGCAUCGCUGAGCAACGAAAAUACACCUCAUCUCUCCACAGGUGACGGGUCGGGCAGGAAACACAAGUCUUUUGCAUCGUCCUUUUUUCCGAAGAUGGUCUCUCGAUGGUCCAAGACCACUACAUCUUCCGACAAUUAUCGCGCCAGUCAACAGCGAGUUCGGCCUUAUUCAGAGCAUUCUCGAUCGGGCUCUAACUUGGAUGAGUAUGAGUACGAGCAUGACCCACAGGGUGACGACCGUCUUCGGUCGAAUACAUCAUUUCAGCGAGACCAGUAUGCAGAUGAAAAUCGGCCACCCUCUCCCCUGAUCCCCAGUCAGUUGUCCGACAACCCCAAGUAUCAGGCCCAUCGAAACAGCAUCAACCUUCAGCAUCCGCAACCUCGGCAAGGACCAUCCGGUCGCUUCCAGUCUCGUUUGGAGUCUGAAGCACAGUACUUUGAUGGUGAACAGAUGUCGCCGACCUCACAGACGUCUUCUCAGUGGGAGGCUCACUCAGGCCUUCAGCCACAGCAAACUACGACUCCGUAUGGAAGGAAUCCAAGUCCGCUCUCAGAUACUGCGUACUCGACAGAACAAGGCAUUCACAACGACAACAGGAGCAUUCGUACCGCGAGCUCUCAAGGGCCACCACGCCCGCCCAAGAUUCCCAACGAUGAGCCGUUGGUACCUCAGCGCCCACCCAAAGUCUUGACCAGUCCGCCGGCCUCGAACAGGCAGCAGACCUAUGUCGACCACGUGACUGCAGCGAGAGCUGGCAGCCCUGCAUUUGACAGGACACCAGUCGCAGCACUCAAAUCACCGCAGGGUCAAGUACGAAAGCCAUCUGGUCCGAGGCCGCUUGCGGGAUCAGGCGGGUCCAAAGGCGACUUGAACACGAUCAAGAGAACGCGGUUCAGAGGCAGUCCGAACCAAAUCGACAGCGAGGACGAGGCCACAGCAGCAUACUAG